AUGGGAGUCUGCUGUCAUAAAGAAUAUUCAAUUAAAAGGCCUCUCGCUUCAUGUUCUGCUACAAAAACGACAAUUGCAAGAGCAUUAAAUGCUGACACCAUUUCAAAGCAUUAUACACUUCUCAGAACUAUUGGAUAUGGAGCAUUUGGAACUGUAAGAGAAGCAACUUUGAUUAAUCCUGGUGAAGCUCCUAUCCUAGAACCUUCUGAGAGGCAUUAUGCAAUUAAAUCAAUCAACAAAAACAAGGUAAAAAAAUAUUUAAAAUCGUUGGAUAGUGAAUUGAGCAUACUUCAUAUGCUGGAUCACCCAAACAUAUGUAAAUUAUAUGAAAUCUAUGAAGAUCAGAUGUACAUUCAUUUGGUAACUGAAUAUUGCCAAGGAGGAGAUCUCUUAUCACUCUAUUUAUAGGAAAAAUAGGUUAUUAAAUAUAAAUUUUUUUGACUAAAGAUUUCUCUAUAUAGCUUUAUAAUAAAAAUUUAUAUUUACCUCAAUAUAUAGCGAACAAAUGUUAUUAUUUUUAAAUGAAGGAGCUAGAAAAUUGGUCAGUUCAUAAAAUCUCAACAGAAGCUGAGCUUGUCAGAAUUAUACAAAAAGUUCUAUUAGCAGUAAAUCACCUACACAACAUGCAUAUUUGCCAUAGAGACAUUAAGCCAGAAAAUAUUCUAUUUUCAAGUGACAGACCGGACUCCGAAAUAAAACUAAUAGACUUCGGGUUUUCCACCAAAUUUUUGGACAAAGAAAUGGACUCAUUUGUAGGAUCUCCAAGAUAUAUGGCUCCAGAAAUCAUUAAAGGAAGCUAUGGGAAGGAAUGCGAUAUUUGGUCGAUUGGGGUGAUGACUUAUUUUUUGCUAAUUGGAAAAUUUCCAUUCCCAGGUAGAUCAUUGCAUGACCAAUUCAAAAAUAUUUUAAAAGGAGAGUUUUGUACCAAUAGUCCUAGCUGGGCUUCUAUAUCUCCAGAAGCCCAGGAUUUUAUUUCAAAAAUGUUAGUUUUAAAUCCUGAUAAUCGCAUUACAGCAACUCAGGCUUUAAACCAUGAUUGAUUUAAAUCAAUAAAUACAAAAUCGCAUACAAUUGAUAAAAAAAUUUUCCAUUCAAUCAAAAAAUAUAAAGAUAAAGGAAAGCUCUGAAAUAUUGCAAUGAAAGUCUUAGUUAGAAAUCUUUCCCAAGACCAAAUAGAUGACUUAAAAACAGCUUUCCACGAACUCGAUAGACAAAGAACAGGAUUUAUCACUGCUGAAGACAUUCAGGCCUGCAUGGAAAAGAGCAAUCUUCAGCUCGCCAAAGAAGAGUUCAAUAGUUUAUUAGAAAAAAUCGAAUUUAUUGGAAAAGGUAAAUUAAACUAUACCCAGUUUCUUAUAGCAGCUGCAGAUAGAAAAAAAAUUAUUGAUGAAGAAAACACAUGGAUGACUUUUAGAUAUUUUGACAUUGACGCUGACGGGAAAAUCAAUAUGAGUGAUUUAAAAAGUGCUAUAGAAAAAGCAGGAUGCUAUAUAUCAGAAACUGAAUAUCGAGAUUUAUUGCAAGAAUUUGAGCUUAAAUUUGACGAAGAUUUAAGCUAUGAGGAUUUUGCAGAUAUUUUGAACUGUAAGUGCUAUUUAGGCUUCACAGAUAUUUCAAGCUCAUUUUGCACAGAAAAUGAUGAAUCAUUGAGAACGCCGAUAAGAAAAUUAAGUACAAGAAGAUUAACUAAUAGACGCUGCUCUAUGGUAGAAGCGAUAAAAAGAGCAAGAAGGAGCACAAUUGACCCAUGCAUCUCUUCUACUCAAAUUAUUUAA
This is a messenger RNA of Blepharisma stoltei, 1775 nucleotides long. The record is from the annotation of a GenBank genome assembly. Lineage: Eukaryota; Ciliophora; Heterotrichea; Heterotrichida; Blepharismidae.